Messenger RNA from Linum tenue, 705 nucleotides. The record is from the annotation of a GenBank genome assembly. Lineage: Eukaryota; Viridiplantae; Streptophyta; Magnoliopsida; Malpighiales; Linaceae.
AUGGCAGAAGAGCAUCACAAUCACCACCACUUACCUCCAGAACCACCGUCCCCAGCCAUGUCCGGCGAGAAACACGGCCACCACCCCACCAAACACGUGUCACCACCAGGACGCUCCACCUACGCGUACAGCCCGCGGCGCAGCCACGUGGCGAGCCUCGUCACCGUCCUCCUCCUCCUCGUCGGCCUCACCUUCCUCAUCCUCUGGCUCCUCUACCGCCCCCACGACCCCGUCUUCGCCGUCGCCGCCGCCGCCGUCUACUCCCUCAACUUCACCGCCCCGCCGUACCUCGCCGCCGCCUUCCAGUUCACCGUCGUCGCCCGCAACCCCAACCGCCGCGUCUCGAUCCUCUACGACGGCCUCACCGCCUACGUCGCGUACCGCGGCCAGGCCGUCACGGCGCCCCUGCCGCUCCCGCCGCUCCACCAGGCGGCGAAGACCACGGUGGCGAUGUCGCCGGUGAUCGGCGCCGGCGGCCGGGUGCCGGUGAGUGCGGAGGUCGCCGACGGGCUGGCGGCGGACGAGGCGUACGGCGUCGUGCCGGUGAGCGUGGUGGUGGCCGGGCGGCUCCGCUGGAAGGCCGGCGCGGUGACGACGGGGCGGCACCGGGUUUACGUCAGGUGUGACGUUUGGGUCGGGUUGAAGCGCGGGGUGUCGGGUCAGGUGCCUCUGCUCGGAUCCCCCGGCUGCAGAGUUGAUGUGUGA